Paramormyrops kingsleyae is the source of this 2843-nucleotide messenger RNA. RefSeq lists its product as uncharacterized. The record is from RefSeq and is a predicted model, not a curated record. Gene Ontology annotation, cellular component: nucleoplasm. Lineage: Eukaryota; Metazoa; Chordata; Actinopteri; Osteoglossiformes; Mormyridae.
CGAACGGACACAAACUGGGCUGGUUAUUUAGUGCCGCGUUUCUACCCGUUUGUGACGCUACUUUCUAUCUCGUUAUACAAAUGCCGAGGCUACCAAAAGUUCCCAAGGAAAAGAUUGUUCAAAUCAUUUUAGAGAAAAGAUCAGAAAUAGUGAAAGAUGGCAGAAUCACUGUGCCAUCAGACAAAGUGUGGAGUGAACUUAGUCAAAACCUGAAUGGUGUUAUAUCCUCCAAGGCUCUUUACACAUUAGUGAAAAGAAAUGGGUAUAAUGUCUGCCAGGACCUUGGUGUGGAAUAUGUGCAGACAAAACAAGAGCCUGACCAGGAAGAAUCGGAUGAAACAGAUGACAGCAGCGAGCAAGAAUAUUUUGAGGGAGCUGAGACCACCAUGGAUGACUACUUGCAAACUUCUGCUGAAGAUUUAUCCAAACUGGUGAGCUGGGCGCACAGUCACGGUACCAUCUGCACUGUCAUUCCUGGGCUAAAGCACUUGCUGAGUGGGGGGUCCCAUGGCCACCUUACAGCCAUGUGGGGGUGCAGCGCAGGGCACGCCUACCACUGGGCUUUGACGGCUGCUUGUGGCUCCAGGCCAAAGGAGUUGGUUUCCGAGCAGGACGGCCACCACGGGGGUGUAUCUGGUAUGCCGCCUGGCUCCGGUGACAGGAUUUUGGGUAGGGCCUCCAAAGUGGAAACUCACUGUGUGCAAGUGAGCGAAUCCUGUGACAUUUCGAACUGCAGCGACCCGUCGGAGAUGGACGACAACGCGGAGGAGUACAGCAGCACGCUCCUGGACGCGGCCUGCGAGUCCUCGGCGACGGAUGAAGAUGGCGAUUAUGAGCGUCAGCUGCACUAUAUGGCCAGAAAGAGGGGAAGCUGUAAGCUAUCACAGGGGCAGGCAGGCUUCCAGAGGUCAGAGGAGGGACUCUGGGAUUCGGGGGUGAAAAAAAUUAAGCAAGAGAUGCCUGAGGACUAUUACACUGUGCUGGGUGCCCAGCUGACUGGGUCUUGUGACAGCGGCCCUUCGUCGCUUUCUGUGUCCCGGUUGGGUCGACAGGUUGCCCUGCCCCAUCCACCAGGCAGGACGUCCCUUCUGCACAUGGGCGGUCACAAACCCCCUGUCACCGAUCUGAACGCAGAGUCCCCUUCACAUUCGCCACUCCCUACGGCUGCAGCCAAAGCCCUUUGCGGGCUGGCCCCGUGCGGACAAAGUAGGUUGCUGGGGAACGUGGCACCUCCUAGCCCGGUGGAUGCUCUCCAGAGGCUGGACCCAGGCCCCAGUUCGGGAUGCAGUGAGGCGGCACGCAGUCCCCUCCCGGCCAUGCAGCUGGACGGUCACGGAGAGCUGAUGGAGACUGUGUCCAGUGAGGAUCUGAUGAAGUGCGAUGGGGCAUCCCUGUCAUAUGGAGAUGCUGAGCCCUCCUCGGCCAUUUCCAACCCGGAGCUGGACGUGAGCGUGGAGCCCAGCGCAGAAACUUCCGGUUCUCCUACUCUGUUUGAAAUAGAGAAACUCAAAGUUAUGUUACAGGCAGAAAAAAAGAAAAGUGAACUGAUGGAAGAGACCAUAAAAGGUCUUAAACAGGACAAAACGCUGCUCCAGCAGGAAUUGACCAAAAAGGCAGAGUUAAUCUGUGACUUCCUCCAAGACCAGCUGAGUCACCGUCCAGAAAAGCGGAGGCCUCACGUUCCGAGCCAGCCGGAGCCCAGCGGCUCCAGCCAGCACAGCGGCGUCUUCCCCGACGAGGCCGUGUCGUUCGAGUCGCCCGUGCUUUUCGAUUCCUUCGAUGAGAUGGACAUACGUGCCGGCGAACGACAGAAGACCAUCAAGAGCUCAAAGAGAAGUAGGGAAGGGGAAAAUACUCGUGUUCGAAUGAAGAACGUAGUGGGUGUCAUCGCGAGGUACAUGACCGCUCUUCAGGAGUUCCGACGCAGCGUUUCCAUGAGGGUAGCCUUCGACAGGGUCGGCGUGGAUCGUAAUACCAUCUCCAGAACUGCCGCCAUUGCCGAGCUCAGCUUGGCCGCGCCAGAGGUCUUCCACUCUCUGGCCCCCUGGGACGAAAAGGAGGAGACACUGGCUCAUUACGCCAUACGGUGUCGACAGGCCAUGGACGACAACAUAAAAGCUAAGAUUAAAGCUAUGAAGGCUAAUGGAGACCUUCUGCCUAUUGUCAGUAAAUGAAUGCAUUCUGUACCCUCCAUUUUUGUUUUAACGCAUGCUAUAAAAUUUCUAGUGCCUAUUUUUAUUGCUAUAUUGUAAUUUUUAAAACAGUAAUGUGAAUUUUAUAGCAAUAAAAUUAGUGCUUUUAGAUUGGUUUCUCAUAAUGUCAUUACUUUAUUUAAAUUGUAAUGCUGUUUUUUGCCCCAAAAUUGGAUGGACUGUGACCGGAAAAUGUUUAGUGCAUUUUGUCAAAUGGUCAGUUACCUGGCAUCUGGGGUGGACUGGCUGUUUGGAAGGUGGGGAAUUUUCCCAGUGGGCUGGUCUUGAGGGCCCAGCAUUAUAUUCUCUCUAUAGCCUAGCACGGGAGCCCAACCCGUCGGCUGAUCAAUGUGUGUUUGCGGGUCAAUGGCAGGAGAUGAUUAAUGAAUAAUACUUUAUUUCAUUGGUGGCCCCUGGUUGAUCACGAUUGGCAAAAUAUACCACGGGAACCCCCCCCUCCCCAGUCCACCCCUGCCUGGCACGUUACUCACAGUAUGAAAUGCUUUCACUCCUCUGACCAAGUCAUUCUAAAAGCUGUUUUUCCUCAGACUACCACCACUAAAGAAAGGAGUGUCAUAGAUUUGUUUUGUAGUUAUUUGCAUCUAUGUCCUUUUGUAAAGCGCAAAACAUUAAAACGUAUUCCAACCAUUA